This is a messenger RNA of Candidozyma auris, 585 nucleotides long. RefSeq names its product aminoacyl-tRNA hydrolase. Gene Ontology annotation, molecular function: peptidyl-tRNA hydrolase activity. Gene Ontology annotation, cellular component: cytosol; mitochondrion. The transcript has a single exon. NCBI's taxonomy places the organism in Eukaryota, Fungi, Ascomycota, Pichiomycetes, Serinales, Metschnikowiaceae. The record is from RefSeq and is a predicted model, not a curated record. The coding region runs from base 1 to 585 and encodes 194 amino acids.
AUGGCUCAACCUGCAAGCUUGGUGACCCUCUGUGUGGCAAGUUUCUUCACAGGUUACGCUGCCCACUGCUGGCUUUCUCAGCUGCCCAAAGCUCCCAAGAUCAGAAAGCAAAGGGCACCUUCUCCUGACUCGGAGACAUCGACAGAGUCGUAUACGGAUCUGGAGUCUGAGGACGACGUUGAGAUAGAUUCGAGGCCAUUGAAUGAGAUCCCGGGUGAAGUGAGAAUGACUCUUGUCGUACGUCUGGACCUAAAAAUGGGGAAGGGCAAAGCGGCUGCUCAGUGCUCUCAUGCUACUUUGGCCUUGUACAAGAAGAUGUCUGAUCCGUCCAAGAACUCAUAUAAUCCAGGGCUUCUUCAAAGAUGGGAAAGAGGGAACGGCCAGGCGAAAAUCACACUUCAGGUUCCCUCUCAGGAAGAAAUGGACGUUUUGUUUGCUCAGGCCCUUUCUCUUGGGGUAAAUGCCUACAUUGUUCAUGAUGCUGGUCGUACUCAAAUAGCAGCCGGCAGCGCCACUGUUCUUGGGCUCGGCCCGGCACCAAAACUUGUGAUGGAUCAAAUCACUCUGGACUUAAAGUUAUAUUAG